Molecule: messenger RNA, 676 nt
Organism: Lycium barbarum (goji berry)
Lineage: Eukaryota; Viridiplantae; Streptophyta; Magnoliopsida; Solanales; Solanaceae
Product: 14 kDa proline-rich protein DC2.15-like
Exons: 1
Coding region: 140-529 (129 amino acids)
Source: RefSeq, a predicted model, not a curated record
AAUGAUGUCUUGUAAUUCUUUUAAUCCCCCUCCUUACAAAUCCACCCUAUAAAUACCUCACCAUAUCAAUACAUUCUUCAUCAUCAGAAAUCAACACAUUUCUCUAAUUAGCAAAUAUUGCACUAGCUUUGAGAUCAAGAUGGCGAAGUCACUUGCCCUCUUUAUAGUAUUCAAUGUCCUUUUUUUCACUGUUGUUAGUGCAUGCAACACUUGUCCUGGCCUUAAACCAAAACCAAAGCCAACACCAAGCCCUUCACCUAAUUCACAAGGCAAAUGCCCAACUGAUGCCUUAAAAUUAGGUGUUUGUGCUAACGUGCUUAAUGGUUUACUGAAUGUAACACUUGGAACUCCACCUGUUAAACCAUGCUGCAGUCUUAUUGAAAAUCUUGUGGAUUUGGAGGCUGCAGUAUGCCUUUGCACUGCACUUAAGACUAAUAUUUUGGGGAUUAACCUUAAUCUCCCUAUUUCACUUAGCUUACUUCUCAAUGUUUGCAGUAAGGAUGCACCAAAGGGCUUCACUUGUCCCUAAAUGAUUUGCACCCUUUUCUUCAUUAUUUUUGAAGUUGCUUCUGGAUUUUCAUUUUUUUAAUUGUUCCCCAUUACUCAUGGGGUUAAUUUGAUUCGGAUUUUUCAUUGUUGGAAUUAAUUAGCGCCAGUUGCGCUAUUUGUUUGUAUG